Messenger RNA from Mesocricetus auratus (golden hamster), 2448 nucleotides. RefSeq names its product family with sequence similarity 43 member B (gene Fam43b). The record is from RefSeq and is a predicted model, not a curated record. The coding region runs from base 475 to 1467 and encodes 330 amino acids. Lineage: Eukaryota; Metazoa; Chordata; Mammalia; Rodentia; Cricetidae. The transcript has a single exon.
GGUCCCGCCCGGUGAUGUAGGCAGCCAAGGGAGGUGGAGCCGCAACGCCUGAAGGAGUUCCCACCGCAGCCGUGGUCUUGGUCCACCUCAUCCGGCUUUCACCAGCCCCAGCUCCAGAGACCUCCCUGCUGCUGAAUCGGCGGCAGGGACUUUGGCAAUCCCCACCCAUAGUCGAACCUGGGGGAUAUCCAUUGCUCUAGACCCCCGUCCCUCCUUGCUUCCCAGACGGCUGGAGUCAUUCCUGGGGUAAGCUGUUCCGGGCUGAUCAGCAGCCACACGGGCAUCUCGCAGCCAGCCCAAUUGGGCACCGGGCAUCUGCGAAGCCAGCCGUGCCGGACACCGAGCAUCACUCAACGACUAUCUCCGACCUCCGCCCAGCUUGUCGUGAGUCCUGGGCGGUGGGCUUCUGGGCACCUUUGGCCUCCCCCAGGACCGGGUGAACUCCCCGUAAUCCCAGCCCUCUGGGCCGCCGCGAUGCUGCCCUGGAGACGGAACAAAUUCGUGCUAGUGGAGGACGAGGCCAAGCGCAAGGCGAAGAGCCUGAGCCCCGGGCUCGCCUACACAUCGCUGCUCUCCAGCUUCCUGCGCUCCUGCCCGGACCUGCUACCGGACUGGCCCCUGGAGCGUCUGGGCCGCAUGUUCCGCAGCCGGCGCCAGAAAGUAGAGCUUAACAAGGAGGACCCGACCUACACCGUGUGGUACCUGGGCAACGCCGUCACCCUGCACGCCAAAGGCGACGGCUGCACCGACGACGCGGUGGGCAGGAUCUGGGCUCGCUGCGGGCCGGGAGGGGGCACGAAGAUGAAACUGACGCUGGGCCCGCACGGCAUCCGCAUGCAGCCGAGCGAGCGCGGCGCCGGGGGCUCUGGGUGCCGCAGGCCGGCGCACGCCUACCUGCUGCCGCGCAUCACCUACUGCGCGGCGGACGGGCGCCACCCGCGCGUCUUCGCCUGGGUCUACCGCCACCAGGCGCGCCACAAGGCCGUGGUGCUGCGCUGCCACGCCGUGCUGCUGGCGCGGGCUCACAAGGCGCGCUCCCUGGCCCGCCUGCUCCGCCAGACCGCGCUGGCGGCCUUCAGCGACUUCAAGCGGCUGCAGCGGCAGAGCGACGCGCGCCACGUGCGCCAGCAGCACCUCCGAGCCGGGGGAGCCGCCGCCUCGGUACCCCGCGCCCCAUUGCGCCGCCUGCUCAACGCCAAGUGUGCCUACCGGCCUCCGCCGGGCGAGCGCUGCCGCGGGGCUCCGCGUCUCAGCAGCAUCCAGGAGGAGGAAGAAGACGAGGAGGAGGAGGAGGAGGACUCCCGGGACAGCGAGGGAGGAGCCCUGCAGCACGAGCGGCCCGAGGUGCUGAGCCUAGCCCGGGAGCUGAGGACGUGCAGCCUGCGGGGCGCCCCGGCGCCUCCGCCACUCGCGCAGCCCCGCGGCUGGAAGGCCGGCUCCAGGGAGCGGGCGGGUCAGGCGCGCUGAGGGCGCAGGGCUAGGACUCGGGCCCUAGACCCGGCCCAGCAGACUGACCAGGACUCAAAACCGGUCCUGCCCGCUUCAGCCCUCCUGGUCCCUGGCCUGCCACCCUCGCGGUGUCCGUAGUGGUCGCCUUGCUCCUCAUCCUGGCUCAGGGUGAAGCCGGAUAUGCCCUUGAUUAUUAGGGGUGGAGGGGAGUCCACAUCUCCCCACACUGGGAGUUUUCCUGGUCCUUCACUGUGGAAUUGCCCUCCCCCACGCUUUAUGCCAGGUCUCUGCCUACAGACUAACUUGCUCUCUUCCAAAACAGCAUCUCAGGAGAAAGGGGAAAAUAUUUGUGGAAACCCUGGAGGGUGGGUUUGAACCCAGGACCCCGUCUAAGGGAGGAGUAAUGGUCCCGCCCUUGGUCUCUUAUUCCCUGUGAUAAGAACCAUCCUGGAGAGAUUUCAGAUAAGGGAGAGAACGGAAUAGGUGGGGAGAACUGAGACGAGCCCCACUGUGGACUCCCACCAGGGACCAUACACAGGGCGGAAUUCGUGGUCCUACCCAUUACUGUUUGGAAGGCUCCUGACACUUCAUUGGUCUCUCUGUGAAAGGGACAGGGAUGGUCCUGUCUACAUGCAAAGAACAGAGUGGGACAGUCUAACAGCCCAGCACUAGGCAGCUUUACAAUCCUCUGCCUUGAUAUUCUUUCAGGGUUCCACUCAUCCCCUCUCUGCAGACAGAUAACUGGUCUACCUUACAUCCUGGACCAUGAUGGAACCUCCAAAGGAGGUAAGGACUCAUGCCCCAAACAAGCAAGGCAUUCAGGGCAAGCAGGUCUUGACCAUAGCUAUACUUACAUGCAGGAUGAGGGAGGAACAGGUAUUAAGACAGGGGAAGAGAGCCCCUGCCCAGAUAUCUAUCUCCACAAGGCCAUAAGAACCCAAAGAUCUAUGUCAUCUACUGAUCAUUGUAAAUAAAGUGGAUCUGCUUUUUCAGCUGUCA